AUGGGCUGUUUCGCUCCUUAUACAGAAACGCCCAUGUUUCCACACCACAUAAAGGAGAUCCAGGACAGCCAUUAUUUCUAACUCCUUAUAUUGAAGCUGGGAAGUUUGCAGAAGAUAGAGCCGUGGAAUGCUCCAGUCGUCCUCUGGCUGCAGGGAGGGCCGGGAGGCUCAUCCAUGUUUGGACUCUUUGUGGAACACGGACCUUAUAUUGUCACAAGAAACAUGGCCGUGCGUGCCAGAGACUUUCCUUGGACCACUGUAUUUUCCAUGCUCUACAUUGAUAAUCCAGUGGGCACAGGCUUCAGUUUUACUGAACAUCUCCAGGGAUAUGCAGUGGAUGAGGACGAUGUGGCACGAGACUUAUACAGUGCACUUACUCAGUUUUUCCAGUUGUUCUCUGACUAUAAAGACAAUGACUUUUAUGCCACUGGGGAGGAACCUGAGGACCAAAGUUACUACAGGAAAUUUUUGUCCCUCCCACAAGUGAGACAAGCCAUCCACGUGGGAAACCAGGCUUUUAGUGAUGGAUCCAAAGUUGAAAAGUACUUGCGAGAAGAUACAGUAAAGUCAGUGAAACCAUGGUUAACUGAAAUCAUGAAUAAUUAUAAGGUUCUAAUCUACAAUGGCCAACUGGACAUCAUCGUGGCAGCUCCCCUGACAGAGCGCUCCUUGAUGGCCAUGAACUGGAAAGGAUCCCAGGAUUAUAAGAAGGCAGAAAGAAAAGUUUGGAAGGUCCUUAAAUCUGAUCCUGAAGUGGCUGGUUAUGUACGGCAAGUGGAUAGCUUCUAUCAGGUAAUUGUUCGAGGUGGAGGCCACAUUUUGCCCUAUGAUCAGCCUUUGAGAUCUUUUGACAUGAUUAAACGAUUCAUUUUUGAAAGAGGAUGGGAUCCUUAUUGAUGGAUCAGCUACUUUCCUAAAAGAGAAC
This is a messenger RNA of Lagenorhynchus albirostris (white-beaked dolphin), 925 nucleotides long. It is a transcript of the gene CPVL, whose product is annotated as carboxypeptidase vitellogenic like. The record is from RefSeq and is a predicted model, not a curated record. The transcript is spliced from 8 exons. Gene Ontology annotation, biological process: proteolysis. Gene Ontology annotation, molecular function: serine-type carboxypeptidase activity. Lineage: Eukaryota; Metazoa; Chordata; Mammalia; Artiodactyla; Delphinidae.